Molecule: messenger RNA, 396 nt
Organism: Anopheles moucheti
Lineage: Eukaryota; Metazoa; Arthropoda; Insecta; Diptera; Culicidae
Exons: 3
Coding region: 1-384 (127 amino acids)
Molecular function (GO): chitin binding
Source: RefSeq, a predicted model, not a curated record
AUGACUCAUAGACUGACUAAGGGUAUAAAACUCCCUUUCGCACCGAUCUGUCCUACGAUAUUCCGUUCCAGCUGCAAGAUGAAAGUGCUACUGCUAGCGUUGAUGCUGCUGUGUGUGAUGCUGGGUGCCACGGUGGCAUCCCGGUGCAUACGGGACAACAGCAACGGUGAGCCCGGCUGCAAAACGAAGGAAGAAAUCGACCAAGGCUUCUGGCGCCACAACUACGAUCCGACGCGCUACUGGGAGUGUACGAAGUUGAACGAGCGCGCGAUCUUGCGCUCCUGCCAGGAUCAGGCGUUCCAUCCGACGCAGCUCGACUGCGUCGACUGGGACGACUGGGAGUGGGAACCGGUAUGUGCUCCACUUACCCGACCGGACCAGUAAGGAGGAUCCAAA